Mytilus californianus (California mussel) is the source of this 2742-nucleotide messenger RNA. RefSeq names its product 5'(3')-deoxyribonucleotidase, mitochondrial-like. The record is from RefSeq and is a predicted model, not a curated record. Gene Ontology annotation, biological process: pyrimidine deoxyribonucleotide catabolic process. The coding region runs from base 1824 to 2462 and encodes 212 amino acids. The transcript has 5 exons. Lineage: Eukaryota; Metazoa; Mollusca; Bivalvia; Mytilida; Mytilidae. Gene Ontology annotation, molecular function: 5'-nucleotidase activity.
UGUAGGUGUUUUUAUAAAUUCAUUAAUCAAGUUUAUUAGAAUUUUCCUGUAUAUUUCCUCAAAACUUCAAUAUUUCAGCUCUGAGCUUAUGUAAUAUAAAAAUAGUGUUAUGAGACUGUUCUCUGUCAAAAUUUUAGUGUACUCAGGUGAUGAAAAUAUUAUGGGUCAGCAGAAAAUUUAUAUCUCAAAAAGUUGGGUUUUUUUUAAUAGAAAAGGAUAGUACAGUAGUAUAUAUACUACUCAACCAAGUGACGUUUACUUCAGGAUCCAUAUACCAGUGAAUGUUUAUCAUGAUUAUUUGUUAAUCUCAGAUAUUUAUCUAUAAUAGAACAGUUAUACUUUAAAUCUUGGAGAAAAGGUACACAAACUGUUAAUAUGAAAUCACUUAUUUUAGUAAAUCAAAUGUACUACUCUUUUGAGUGAAUUCAAACUUGAAAUAAAUGUAGAUAACUUCUAUUUGCAAUAAUUCUGGAAAAAAACUCAUGUAUUUAAGUAAUCCCCCCUUACUGAGACAGCUUUCCAUGUAUACAGUACAUGUAGUCAGGUUCAGUAAAUCUGACACUAUUUAGUUUUGGUUGGAUUAUUUUUUUCACACUAAAAGUAAAAAUAUGUUCUCCAAUAAUCACAAAUGACAUCUAUAGUUGAAGGAAAGCUUGACAUUUUUAAAAGUCAAGUCAUAUAAGUGAUUAAGUAUCUGUCUUUGAAGUAUAUUUGAAAUUUAUUUUCAAAGACUAUUAUUAUAUGUAAGUCAGAAUAAUCCCCAUAAUGAAUUAAAAAAACUGAGUUUCAUUCUCUAUAUCCACAAACUUGCACACAUUGCUUCUCCUUUCAUUGAAAGGGGAAUGAUGUCUGCCUUUCUCAAUUGCAAGGUUAUGCACACUUAUUCCAAUUUUAUUUACUGUAGAUCUCUCAGAGUUGUUUAAUCAUACUAGCCUUUAAUAAUGAAUUUUUGCUAUUUUGGAAGCCCUAGGCCUUGUGUUAGAAUAUAUCAGUAACAUUUUUUCAUACAUUCAAUUCUCUGGAUUCUAACAAUAAACCAUAACAAAAUGGGGUUUCUUUCAAAAUGCUCCAUUUCAAUAUGAAUAAAAUGAAAUGUUAGUAUAAACACAUCAAAGAAACAACCCAAUAACACAUAAAGACCAAAUACAGUCUGCAGCAACAGACAGUUAGACCAAAAAUAAAAUUAAAAUUGUUUGAUGUUGCCUACCUACCAGCUUAAAAAGCAGCCUACCUGAAAAUUUUAUCACACAAAUCGAUUCAAAAGUUCUUUCCUACUCUAACAUUGUUUUCUUGUCUAAAACAUGUAACUUAUGUUGUUGAAAAAAAAAAAUCCCUACCUACCUACCCACCUCUACAAGGUAUGGGUAGGCAACAUCAAACAAAGAAUUUGUUAAGGGUGGCCUUAUCUAAAAAAAAAUGUCAAGCUCAAGUCAAAAACAGUUGUUGAUAAAAGAUCAUCGACAAUACCAAAUUUACCAUAUGACAAAAAAAAAACCAACACAUUUAAUACACAUGGGGAAAUAACAUUUGGAAGGUUGCUGACUUUGAACAGACACAUAAACAUGUGAUGAGUCAUAACAUAUGAAAUGAUUUUGAAUAAUAGUAGAUUAAAAAAAAAUUUAAAUAUUCACAGAAGGUUCAAAGUAUUAUUUUAAUAGAGAUGUUCUUAGCAGUCAGUGGUUUGAAGAUAAAUUUUUUCUACCAUUUUUAUAAAAUAGAGAAAUAAAUAAAACAUUGAAAAUCCCAAAGAUGUGAUGUAGCCAUGCCUUCUAGUGUCAACCUGUAUUUACAGACUGAUACAGUGUGAUAAUUCAUAGUAUACAAUGGCAGCAAAGAGAGGAAUAGGAAGUUUGGCACAAAGAACGUUGAUGGUUUUGAUAGAUCUUGAUGAGACUUUAGCAGCAUUUGAGAAGCAUUUCAUGUUCAAGUUUAGAGAAAAAUAUCCUAAUGAACCAUACAUUCCAGUAGAAAAAAGAAACACAUUUUAUAUUGCAGAUCAGUAUGAUAAACUGAAUUUUACAGAUGAUAGUGUUAGAUUUGAAUUAAAGAAGAUUUACAGGAAUGAAUAUUUUUUUCGUGAUUUACCAGAAAUAGAUGGUGGAUGUGAAGCUGUCAAGGAAAUGGCAGAAAUGGAAGGGGUUGAAGUUUUCAUUUGUUCCAGUCCACUAUUUCAGUACAAGUACAGUGCACCAGAAAAAUAUGAAUGGGUAGAGAAACAUUUAGGACCAGAUUGGAUUAAUCGACUGAUUUUAACAAGAGACAAAACAAUGAUUAAUGGAGAUAUUUUGAUAGAUGACAAGGUUCAUAUAACAGGUGCAAUGAAUCAUCCUUCAUGGAAACAUGUUGUGUUUACUGCUUCACAUAACCAAAGUAUGAAAGUUAAAGGAGAAAAAUUACGCCUUGACAAUUGGACAGAUGGAACUUGGAGGACAAUGAUUGAAGAUUUUAAGAAACGACUUUGAUGUUGACUUAAAUUACUUUACAAAAUUUAGGACUUCUGUUGUUUGUACAUGUACCUCUUAUUACACCUAACCAGUACAUCAAGGGAGUAUUUAAUUGGUGUCUAUUUAUUUGAAAUGAAUUUUCUAUAUAUAUUUCUUGACUUUACAUUUAGAUUAUUUUUAUUGUCUACUUUUUGUUAUCUUUGAAGUUGACAUUUCGUCAACAGAUUAUUUAUUGCAAUUUUAUCUUUUAUACUGUUACAAGAAUCUUUGAUGAUUUAGAAUUAUAUACAUAGCUAAA